GGGCGCCGGGUGUCCCUGGGGGGCUGGGGGUCGCUGGUCAACCCCACCGGGGUGGCGGCCUGCCGGAGGUCGGGGCGCCUGGCGGUGGCACACGACGGCAAGAAGAGGAUCCACAUCUUUGGGCCGAGCGGAUCCUGCCUGCAGCGGUUUGGGGAGCGGGGGGACGCGGGCAACGAUAUCAAGUACCCGCUUGAUGUGACAGUCACGUCGGACGGGCACGUGGUGGUCACCGAUGGCGGGGACAGCUCUGUGAAGGCCUUUGAUUUUGAGGGAAGGGGGGUCCUGGCUGUCCGGGAAGGUUUCUGUUUGCCCUGGGGCUUGGAUGCCACCCCCGAGAGUGAAGUAAUCCUGACCGACUCGGAGGCAGGCGCUCUCUACCGCUUGACGGCCGACUUCAAGAAGGGGAAAUUAAAGAAGUGUCAGAUGAUCCGGUCUCAGCUCAUCAGCCCGAGAGGGGUUGCAGUCUCCCAGACCUCGGGUACUAUCGUGGUAAUAGAGCACCUGAAAGCUCAGGGACCGAACAAUGGCAGCACCCGAGUGAAGAUAUUCAGUGCAGAGAUGGAUCUCAUCGGCCAGAUGGAUAGCUUCGGCCUGAACCUCCUUUUCCCCUCCAAAGUACAUACUACGGCUGUGGCCUUUGACAAAGAGGGCCGCGUUAUAGUAACGGAUGUCUGUAACCAGGCCGUAAUAUGCUUAGGGAAACCUGAGGAGUUUCCCAUCUUUAACCCUCUAAUCAGCCAUGGGCUUUCUUAUCCCGUAGGACUGACUUACAUGGCAAACAAUUCCCUCGUCGUUUUAGACAGCGGUGAUCAUUCAGUAAAAAUAUAUAGCUCCACCUGAAUGGGUUUAGAUGCUUACUGCUAAAGGUUCAAGCUGCUUUUGGCCAUAAAGCAAGCAAAGUUCUGGUGUUAGUAGGCGUGUAGGGAGGAGGCGUUUUCUGGGCUUUAAGUGAAAGUAUGACCAACAUGCUGUGCUUCCUGCAAAACUUACAUCGAAUCUCUUGCCUAUCCGUGGGAGAAGACCUGGCUGUUGCAGGCCGUAGUCGACAAUGAAUCAACCAAACAAAUAAUUUGGCAUUUUAAAACUAUUCCAUACCUUGACAACCAAACAUUUUUGGUACUUUUUGACAAGUAAUAACAACAACAUUUGGAAUGGAGUAAUCAAAGACGGGCACCUGGGAGAGAAAGUGAUGCAUCGUUUGUUUAUGUUUCCCAGCACGUAGUUUUCAUUAUCCUUCGUUAAGCAUAGCUACACUUAGGAAAGCAACAGAGUGGUUUCUGUUUCCAGGAUUUCUGCACGAGAAAGGAGACUGGCUUGACAAAAUGAUAGGAGAAAUGGAAGCUUCAGUUCGGAUCCAGCUAAGAUCAUUGUGAUGCAGAAGCUACCACUGAUUAGUGAGUUAUGUGAAGUGAAUUGGUGCUCAAAGCCUAUUUUUUCCACAGUGGGGAAACGCACUUCUGGGAUCACUCUUCUCUGCACUAGUUUAUUGCCACCUUUAUUAGUUGUACUGGAGCACUUGGUCUUCCUGUAUAAUGCACAAGUCUGUGUCUUUACCUAGAGAUAAUUCGGUGUGUGGUUACCAGCAUGAGCAGCUUUCCCUGAAAGCCCCUUGAAGUAUUUGUGGUCUAAACUCAAAUACUUAUGCAUAUAUAAAAUUGAGUUGGCUGUGCUGCUAACACAGCUACGCUUGGGAGGUUUCCGAUACUGCCUGCCUCUGUCUUGUCAUGAAUAUGGUACUUUUGCGCCCCGAACGCCAAGAUUCAACUGAAAAUUGAAAUGUUGGUGAGAAGUAAUAGAGAAUGGGGGACCUAAGCCUCAUUUUUUUCCUAGCUUCCAAAUGAGGUUUUGUUGGUUGUGAAUACACAGCAGUUUUACUCCAGUUUAUAUUUCCUUGAAAACAGUUUCACUGUGGACAUGAGUUCUGUUGCCUUAUUGUCAGUGGAAAUUAAGGUAUACCUGAAUUGUUUUGGGAAGGAUUUAACACCCCCACUAGAAGUCACUGCUGCAUUUUUAGGCACUUACCUGCUGCUAAAAUAAUUACUUAGGCGGUUCAGCAUUAAAAGCAAGAUAAAAAUGUAAAUGCUAUCUGAGAUAGAGACAAGUAGGUUAAAACGGCACAAAACUUUUGGGGUCAUUUAUUUAGUCACUGAAAUCAUUAAUAUUAACUAACAUAAUUUGAAAUUCACAGGUGAUCUUUCUAUCGGUAAAUUUUUAAUCUGGCUUUUGGUCUGAUUUUAGGGCAUCUAAUAACUGCAUGUAUUGCUGCACCGGUGAUUUACCAAAUACUGACUUUAAACUGGAGUGGUUUUAGCCCUCUAAUUCAGACAAUGUAUUAAUCUGUCUUAUGUUAACAUUUAUAUAAACAAAACAAAUUACUAAAUGCAGCUAUUUGUAAAGGUUAAUUGAACAGUGACCUGCCAAUAAAGUGUGAUUUGCUUACUC
Aptenodytes forsteri (emperor penguin) is the source of this 2442-nucleotide messenger RNA. RefSeq names its product NHL repeat containing E3 ubiquitin protein ligase 1 (gene NHLRC1). Gene Ontology annotation, biological process: protein polyubiquitination; proteasome-mediated ubiquitin-dependent protein catabolic process; negative regulation of translation. NCBI's taxonomy places the organism in Eukaryota, Metazoa, Chordata, Aves, Sphenisciformes, Spheniscidae. The record is from RefSeq and is a predicted model, not a curated record. The transcript has a single exon. The annotation marks the transcript as partial. Gene Ontology annotation, molecular function: protein binding; ubiquitin protein ligase activity; translation repressor activity.